Pieris macdunnoughi is the source of this 2724-nucleotide messenger RNA. The record is from the annotation of a GenBank genome assembly. Lineage: Eukaryota; Metazoa; Arthropoda; Insecta; Lepidoptera; Pieridae.
AUGUUUUGGGUUUUAUUGCUCCUACAAGUAUGGAUGGUGGACAGCUUCUUCCAUGAAUCAUCAAUGAAGACUAUUAAAGCACCUAAAUCAGUAGCGAAUAAUGGAUUAUUUGGUUAUAGUAUUUCGUACGAGACAUCAAAGAAACGACUAAUAGCUGGUGCACCAAAAGGACAUGAUAUAGGGCAGGUAUACGCAAUUGAAAUUGGAUCGGAAAGGAAUGUGUCUCAAAAAAUUGCGUUUAAAGAAUUGGACACCAACCACUAUCACAGAAACAAAAGAAGAGCACAAAGCUGGUGGCUCGGCACCUCUGUCGCUGCAUCAGAUGAUUUCUUCGUCACUUGUGCUCCACGUUACACUCAAGAUGAACCUAUAAACAGAAGCAACAAAAAUGAUAAAAAGUUUGUUAAUUAUGGUGUUUGUGGCAUAGAAGGUAAUAAUUCUUCUUUAAAAUUAUUAAUGCCAAUGGGGAAUGAAGACAGACAGCGCAAUGCAACUGCCAUAGUAGAGAAUGCAAUGGACAACUUUGGGUGGAGUAUAAAAAUUAAGGAACCUGAAGAUAUCGUGCUAAUAGGAGGACCAUCUCAAAUUACAGGACGAGUCAUAGUUUAUGAACAAGCGAAAAAAAACCCGAAUAAAUAUCCCAUUUUAAUUAAUAAGUAUAUCCUGCCAAAUGACCCAGUACGAUUUAAUUUUGGUUACAGUAUAACUUAUGGUAAUUUUUUUGGUGAUAAAUCGGUGGAAUACGCUGUAAGCACCACUUAUGGCGAUGUGGGAUUUGCAAAGGUUUACUUUUUUAACUCAAAAUAUGCCCACAUAAACACCUUAAUACACGAAGAAAUUGGUACUUUAUUUGGAGGUUGCCUAUGCGCUGUUCGGUUGUCGGCUGAUUAUGAUUCUCUGUUAAUUGGUGCUCCGUUGUAUGCGAGAUCGGCCUAUGAAAGUGACACUGGCGCUGUAUAUGUAUUUAAACCGAAUUCUGACACUUCUCCUACAAUGCUUACCUUUAAGAAGAUUAUAAAAGCCAAAACUCCCGGUGGGCGUUUUGGUUUAACGAUUGUUAAUAUUGGUGAUAUGGACGGGGACGGCAAAGAUGAAGUUGCAAUAGCAGCACCAUAUGAGGACGACGGGGCUGUGUACAUUUACACCGGCAAAGCUUUAGACAGCGAACCCGGAAAAUACAUGAUGAAAAUUAAGCCAGAAGGUUUCCAGACUUUUGGGCUGAGUCUAGCCACAUUAUGGGAUUAUGAUGAUAAUGGGAGCAAUGGUCUAGCCAUUGGUGCACCAGAGAGUGAUAAGAUAUUAGUAUUAAGAUCCUUUGCAUCAGUUACUGUAAAUCUAAGAACGGAGUUCCCUCUUUUACAGUUUAAAAGUAACAAGAUCGAUGAGAAUAUAACGUUUAAAGUGAUUUUAUCAGUUAUUUAUCCAAAAAAGGCGAAAAAUGUUACAGGUGAUCUUAAAGUGACAGCCGAAUUAACGGAUGGGAAAUCGAAAUUUGUGAAUAAUCCGGAAAAGGGAAUAUAUACAUAUACUCACUCGUUAAAUGACAAAUUGUCGUCAUAUAAUCACAGUAUUCCCGUGAAAGUCGUUAUUCCGAGAAAAGAUGUUUUCCAAGUGAUAUCAUAUAGAAUAACGGUGGAAUUAAUGGAAAAUCCAAUGACAAUUCCAUUCGAUCCAAGCCGUGUCCUAUUGAGUGAGAGCAGCAGGUUAUUUGAGCAAGACACAAAGACUAGUUCCCGUUGUACCGGGGCGAGAUGCAUGCCUAAUCUCAAACCUACUUUGACGACAUCAUUAAUGGACAAAUAUAUAAUAGGUUCAACGGAAAGAGAAUAUUUUAAUAUAUCUAUAUACAACUCUGGUGACAAUGCGUACGCCCCUUGUAUGAAGGUGGAAGUGCGUGGAGUUCGAAUUUUGAAGGCAUCAAAAGACUGUGUUCUGGGUUUAUAUGAGGAAUUUAUUUGUAGUCCUACCAUUUCCGUUUUGAAGGGAAAUACUUGGAAUAUUAACUAUAUGGAAAUGGAAAUGAAUACUUUAAAAAGUGAGGAUGACAGCAUAUUAAUUAAAUACGACCUAUAUUCUCAUUGUGAUGACACUACAGAUAAAAAGACAUUUAAUAAUUCUAUAAAAUUGUAUCCUGAAUCAAAUUUUGAGAUAAAAGGACAAUCAAAUCCCAGUGAUAUUAUAAAUACUACGAUAAACGAACUCAAAGAUUUUCAGAAACAAAUUAAACAUGUUUAUACGAUAACCAACGAUGGUGUUACCAACUGGGUGGACUUGGAGUUUAAAAUUCUUUUUAAUAAUUCGGAACAUAUCAAUGUCUUCAAUAGUUCAGCUUUGGUGUAUCCGGAAUCAGGUGCAAUACAAUGUGCAAUGGACAAUUAUUCUGGUGUUAUUUUUGUCUGCAAUUUCCCCUUAAAUCGUAAACAAAAAGCACAAAUACAUAUUUCUAUAGAGUUACUAAAGGAUUCAUUCGACGCGAAAGAUGAAGACACUACAACUGAGAUUGUAACUGAGCUGUACUUAGUAACGAAGGAUGAGAGGUUCGACACAUUUUUGAGUUUAAGUACAAGUCUUCAUAUAAGUUCAACUCGUGUAGCGCUAUGGAUAAUAAUACUAUCAUCAUUACUUGGUCUUCUCCUACUCAUAAUAAUAGCAUUUAUUAUGUAUAAGAUAACUAAUUUUGAACCUCAAACAAACAAUAUCACGUUUGAAAAUGAUUUAAAGUAA